AUGGCAUCCAAGGGGACAAACAAUGGAACCGCAAGGAAUGAGAAUAAGACAGAGGCCGGAGGAUUUCUGAUUCCUGAAAUCCCUGAUAGUGGAUUCCAGGGCCCAGCAGUGAUGAUCCAGGAGCCCGGUGGCCCACUGAGUGGGAUGAGCUUCAGACAGUUCCUAGAUCUGGUGUCAUUGCCCGGCAUCGAGAGGCGCGUCCUGCUGCAGAAUCUCCUGCCUGACACUCGUUACAGUGUGCUGGUGACUGCUGAGUACCGCAAUAGAGAGGGUGGCAGCGCCUCAGCCCAGGGGAAGACCACCAGUCUACGAGUGAGCAGCGUGAGUGUGGUGCGGUCUGACCACUCCAGUAUAUGUGUGUCCUGGAGGCCCGUGCCAGCGGUCAGUGGCUAUCGCAUAGUCAUCCAGGCCCUCAGAGAUAAACAGACUAAAGAGGAAAUAGUAGAUGCUGCUAGCAGCAGUCACUGUUUCUCUGAGCUGCAGCCGGAAACGGUCUACCGCAUCAGUGUGCACUCCCGUGUGGGAACAGUAGAGGGCGCUGCGGUCACGAUCCUUCACCCUACUGCAACUGCUCCAGUGAGAAUUCAGGUUCCUCCUCGGCUGCAUCCCAUACAAAGAGAAGUGUGUCCUGAGACGACGGUCAGAAAUCAUGUGGUUAAAGGCUUCGACAUGAUGGAAGCGUUCGGUCUUACUCAGAGAGCACACUCUACCAUUGAAGGUGUGGCAGCUGAACCUUUCAUCUUCAGCACCUUACCCAGUUACACCCUCUACAGAGACGUACAGCUGACCCAGAGCACAGGCUUCAUUCAUCCGGCUGGCUUCUCUCCAGAACACACCAUCAGCAUAGCCUUCAGGCUCUUGCAGGAUUCACCCAGGGAGCCCUUCGCCCUCUGGCAGCUCACGGACAAUGACUUCCAGCCCAAGAUGGGGGUGGUGCUGGACCCUGAGAAGAAGGUUCUGCUGUAUUUCAGUCUGGACUACAGAGGAGAGAUACAGGAACUGACCUUCGACCAGCCACAAGUCCACUCAGUUUUCUACGGAAGCUUUCAUAAGAUCCAUUUUUCGGUCAGUCAGGUGAGUGUAUCUCUGUCUGUAGACUGCCAGCGGGUUGGCGAGAGGCCCGCACGCCCCCUGGGAACUUUGCCCACUGAUGGUUUUGAGAUGUUGGGCAAACUAGUGAGGACACGUGGACCUAACAGUGGAUCUGCGGCGUUCCAGCUGCAGUCCUUUGAGAUUGUGUGCAACACUACUUGGGCAUCAGAAGACAACUGCUGUGAUCUGCCCUCACAGAGAGACGAGGAGAGCUGUCCUGCCCCUGCUUAUGCAUGCACCUGCACCACCGACGUCCCUGGAGCACCUGGAGACACAGGGCCACCUGGGAGACCUGGCCCUCGUGGGGAGAAGGGAGACAAAGGAGAGGUGGGACAAAAGGGAGAGGUGGGCCCACCUGGUAAACCGGGCCCUGAGGGCGGCUUUGGCACGCUUGGAGCUGCUGGUCCACGGGGAAUAACUGUAAUGGGCAAAGUGGGCCCACCAGGAGCAAGAGGGGAAAAAGGAGACAUUGGAAGGCCUGGGAGCCAGGGUUUACCAGGGCCCCCUGGUCAAAAAGGUGAAGAGGGCAUGCCUGGUCCUAAGGGCACCAGAGGAGUGGAGGGUAACAUCGGUAGCCCAGGAAUCACAGGCCCAAGAGGCUUCCAGGGUUUGCCUGGUCAUCCAGGGCCAAUGGGAGAGAGAGGGCCAUUAGGUCCCCUAGGGCCCACCGGUCUUCCUGGAAGUAAGGGUGAGAGAGGCGAGAAGGGUGAGCCACAGUCUCUUGCCAUGAUCUACCAACUUGUUACACAGGCCUGCGAAAAACUUGUGCACAAUGAAGUGUUGAAGUUGGAUGCUUUUCUAAAUGAGAUGAAUCGAAAGCCAGUGCCCAUCCAGGAACCAGUAGCACCACCAGGAGAGCCUGGGAUACCAGGGGGAAGGGGGCCACCUGGAGCCCGAGGCCCUCAGGGUCGACAAGGAAGCAGAGGAGAGUCUGGGAAACCAGGGUACCCUGGUGAGCAGGGACGCAGAGGGAUGCAUGGUGAGAAGGGCUCUCCAGGAGCAAAUGCGGUGGGACCACAAGGAAUAAAAGGAUUUGCAGGACCUCCGGGUGAAGCUAAAAUAGGGGAACCAGGUCCCAAAGGUGAGGCUGGUAAUGUAGGACCACCGGGUAUUCCAGGAGCUCCAGGUCAGCAAGGAGAAAUGGGUCCCCCUGGUGUAUGCGACAGCAGUGGAUGUUAUCAAGGACCCCCGGCUGCAGAGGAUCCAUUCCCUGGAUACCAGCCUUGAGUUACUGAGAAGUAGCUGUUUUACUUCAGCACUGCCAGAAUCAUCUCUCUCCCCAGACUUUGUAGAAAGACACUGUGUGACUUAGUGGAUAAAGAGAUUCUGCCAGACGUUGACUUCGAAUGAGCCAGUCGAUGGACUCUUUUGACUUUAUUUUCUCCAUGUGGAAGCUGAUCUUAUCUCAGUACUCCCAUUCUGAAAUCACCAAAGCACUGAUCAUCCUUGACCCUGUCUUCCACCCAGUAUUCAUCCUGAUCUACUGCUUGGAGACUACAGUAGAUGCAUGUGCAGAAC
Molecule: messenger RNA, 2610 nt
Organism: Carassius auratus (goldfish)
Lineage: Eukaryota; Metazoa; Chordata; Actinopteri; Cypriniformes; Cyprinidae
Product: collagen alpha-1(XIV) chain-like
Exons: 25
Coding region: 1-2319 (772 amino acids)
Molecular function (GO): protein binding
Source: RefSeq, a predicted model, not a curated record